UCACACAACCUCCAACGUACAAAGCAAAAGAACAAACAACGACCCCCUCAAACUAACCACUUAAUCCCAAUAACUCGAGUUGUUGGGAAAGGGAUAGUUAAGCCUUUUAACCUCUUAUACGCCCCCUCAAACGAAAGCCUACCUUUGUCGCGGUUUUUUAUACGGUUUGCACAGGUUGAACGUAUCAUUCUUUGUGCUGCCAAACCCAUUAGGCUUUCAGUUUGUACAGGUUGGAUAUACCAUUCCUUGUACUAAACCAUUGUUUGCUUAAAUUGGGGGUCGUAUUGAGGAUUCGAAACCAUGACCUUUCGGUUCUAGGCUCUGAUACCAUGUUAGCGAACUAACCACUUAAUCCCAAUAACUCGAGUUGUUGGGAAAGGGAUAGUUAAGCCUUUUUUUAAAUAAAAAAAAAAGAAAAAAAAACAACAAUAUGAAGAGGGCAGGAGCAAGUGCAAAGUUGCUAGCAAUGGUUGUCCUCUCCAUUACUCUCUCCUCCGCCUCAGCGGCAAGAUCGCUGGCCGAAACCCUAACCACAUCGUCGUCGCUGACCCCGCUUCCCGUCCUCGACGUGAACGGGAAAGUGUCGUGCAAGGUUGACUGCAAGGAUGUUGGGAUUUACGUGGACGAGAAUGGUGGGAGGAGGUUGGCUCUGGUCGACAAAGAUGGGGAUCCUUUUGUCGUCAAGUUUGUGAGGGCUGAUUGAAGAACUUAAUUAUUGAUGAUUAAGGAUUAGAAUUUAAUUAUAUGUAAGCAAAUUCGUGUGUGUUUGGAAGAAUGGAAUAAGAGCUAUUCAUGCAUGCUCAAUUUAGGAGGCCGGCUGCUGCAUCAUGCAUUGCAUGGCUGGUAACUCCAGUAUUAGUUUAUUUUGUAAGAUUGUGUUGGGAUAUAGGAUGAAAUUAUUGUAUUUCUAAGUCUGUACUAUUUCAAAUUAAUGUAUUUGAAGAUUUUAAUUAAGUUAUUCAAAAUCCAUAUAGUUUAUGGGCUUGAGUAUUUUGUUCACUUUUACCCUACAUUAUUUUAUUAUACUGUUACUUCACGUUUGGGUUUUGAUAAACGGUUAGGAUAUGUAGGUAGAGCACAACAUCAUCACAUACUAUUACUAACUGGAGAUGAUGAUUAUUAAGUAAUCGUUUAUGAGAAAUAUCUUGGUCGGGUCACAACACCAUCACAUGGUAAUAUUUUUGGGUAUUACUCAAUAAUUGGGUAUUGUCCAAAUUCAACUUAUUAUGAGUCAAAUCGAGUUUGGGCAAUUUUGUCUUAUGGGCGUAUACACAUCCAAAGUUUUAACUUGAAUCUAAAAUGAACUCAUAGUAUUAUAAGUCCAAAAGAAAAUGAGUACCUAUAAUGCAAAAAAAAAAAAUCUUAAUUUUUGUUAAAAAACAGAUAGAAAGGUGAAAACACAUGUAUAAUUAGGAUAAAGAUAUAUAGUUAAUGAAAUAAUUGAUAUUGUUUUUUUAUAUACAAUCAUCUAGACUUGAUGGGUCUAUCACAAAUGAAUUGUACAAAUAUAAUCCAAUUCAAACUUAGGUCAUACAAUAAAAGCCUCUUUAUUAUUGUAUGGAUACGCAGGCAAAAUGCACAUUCGUGACACUAUCAUGCACUAAUUUUAAUAAACUAGACGGUGAGAAGGAGAAUUUUUCAUACUAUCGCGCAUCUUAAUCGAGACUAUUAUGAUGAAAUACACUUCUAAAUGCUCAUAAGUGGAAAAUGACCCAUACGGUCAUACACCCCUGAUCUCAACUGGAUUAGAAGUUUCACAUAGUUUAACUACCCUGAUUGAUCAACACGAGCUAAGUUAAGUAGCAAACGGACAGACAGAACAAGACAAUGGAGAGGCAACGACAUUGACGAAUAAUAUCAAUCGGUAUCGGUCCUUUUCUAAACAUAUUGAAACCAAGUGACAAAACAAGGGUGGUUCCCCCAAUCACCGUCAACCACGUGGGCAAUGACCUGGCCUUGGCGAAGACCACGUCAUUGAACGACCAAUUAAGCAGGAAUUUCCAAGGCGGAAUGCUAACUUCCAGUUCCAGGGGGAACAAAAGGGAGGAAAUUCAAGGUAGAAAGAAAGUCGUCAAAAAGAC
Messenger RNA from Linum trigynum, 2081 nucleotides. The record is from the annotation of a GenBank genome assembly. NCBI's taxonomy places the organism in Eukaryota, Viridiplantae, Streptophyta, Magnoliopsida, Malpighiales, Linaceae.